Penicillium antarcticum is the source of this 1233-nucleotide messenger RNA. Its product is annotated as CaiB/BaiF CoA transferase family protein. Gene Ontology annotation, molecular function: catalytic activity. The record is from RefSeq and is a predicted model, not a curated record. Bases 1 to 1233 code for a protein of 410 amino acids. Lineage: Eukaryota; Fungi; Ascomycota; Eurotiomycetes; Eurotiales; Aspergillaceae. The transcript has a single exon.
AUGAAGUCACCUCUCUCCUUCACUUGCCGGCCCUUGGGCCUGGUCCAGUCUGUGAGAUUUUCAUACAUUACUUCGCGUCUAUACUCAAAUCGCUCAGGAGGUCGUCCUCUUCCCCUUGCUGGCGUGACAGUAGUCAGUCUUGAACAAGCUAUCGCGGCACCUUUUUGCACACGACAACUUGCCGACCUCGGAGCCCGAGUCAUCAAAGUCGAACGACCUGGUGUCGGCGAUUUUGCCAGGCAGUAUGAUGCCCGAGUCUCGGGACUAGCAUCUCAUUUUGUGUGGACAAAUCGCAGUAAAGAGAGUCUAGCACUUGACCUUAAGGAUGAAAAAGACCAUGCUGUCCUCAUGAAAGUCCUCGGCAAGGCCGACGUGCUCGUCCAGAACCUGGCUCCAGGAGCCAGUGCCCGACUAGGCCUAUCUCAUGAGAGUUUGAAACACAAACACCCCGGUCUGAUCGUUUGUGAUAUCAGCGGAUACGGCCAAAAUGGUCCAUACAUGAAAAAAAAAGCAUACGACCUCAUGAUCCAAAGCGAGGCAGGCAUGCUAUCAGUGACUGGCACCGGGAAAGAGCCUGCUAAGGUUGGAAUCAGCAUUGCAGAUAUUUCAGCUGGAAUGUACGCAUAUAGCAAUAUUCUUUCAGCAUUGCUACAGCGUGGGAAAGAUGGCCUGGGGUGCCAGAUUGAUAUCUCUAUGCUCGAGAGCAUGGUAGAGUGGAUGGGUUUCCCAAUGUACUAUGCCUUUGACGGCGCCCCUGGUCCGGUACCAGCAGGAGCUUCACAUGCUGCAAUUUAUCCUUAUGGCCCAUUUGAUACUGGAGAUGGGUCGGUCAUGCUUGGCAUUCAGAAUGAACGCGAAUGGCAAAGUUUUUGCGCAGGAGUUCUCUCACAGCCUGAUCUGGCCACCGACUCGCGUUUCUCAAGCAACCCCCUGCGCGUCCAAAAUCGGGAUGCCCUCAAAAAUGCAAUUCAAGACGUAUUCUCGAAGUUAACUUCAGAAGAAACGAUUGCCCGGUUGGAGGAAGCCUCUAUCGCCAAUGCCAAUGUCAAUGAUAUGCAGAACGUCUGGGAGCAUGCCCAACUAAAAGCCCGCAACCGAUGGACCCAAGUGAAGACUUCCGCCGGUGUUGUCCCGGCUCUUUUACCUCCUGGGACGACCCAAUCAGCGAUGGGUCCGAUUCCAAAGGUUGGGGAACACAAUGAGGCCAUACUCGCGGAGCUGGGUUUGGCUUGA